This is a messenger RNA of Triplophysa dalaica, 3084 nucleotides long. It is a transcript of the gene colgalt1a, whose product is annotated as collagen beta(1-O)galactosyltransferase 1a. The coding region runs from base 234 to 2051 and encodes 605 amino acids. The record is from RefSeq and is a predicted model, not a curated record. Gene Ontology annotation, molecular function: procollagen galactosyltransferase activity. The transcript has 12 exons. NCBI's taxonomy places the organism in Eukaryota, Metazoa, Chordata, Actinopteri, Cypriniformes, Nemacheilidae.
UGAUCUCAGUUUGCAUGUCCAUGUCAGCGGUCCCUCCCCUUUAAACGUCAGCGUGACAUCCCCUUUAACGCCAUACUGAGGUUUACGUUGCAGGGUGAUUUCGAUCGGCGGAAUGAUUAAACCUAAAGUUACCGCUUUUUAACUUUCUGCCAACACACAAGACGUGACGUUAACCGUAGUACUAGAUCGUACACGAGCUUGUUUGUGCGGUUCUAGAGUGUCUGUCUCGUACGAUGUUGUGGUUGUGGUUCGUGCUGUGCAGUCUGAUGAAGAGCGGACCAGCUGAAGGAUAUUUCCAUGAGGAGCGCUGGAGCCCAGAGUCUCCUCUCUUAUCUGCUCGAGUUAUGAUCGCGCUCAUAUGCCGUAACUCUCAACACUCACUACCGCAUUUCUUGGGAACCAUUGAGCGUCUAAACUAUCCUAAAGAUCGCAUUGCGCUAUGGGUAGCAACUGACCACAGUAUUGACAACACUACAUACCUGUUGCGAGACUGGCUUAUCGAUGUACAGAAGCUUUACCACAAUGUGGAGUGGAGGCCAAUGGAGGAACCAAGUGCAUAUUAUGAUGAGGAAGGACCCAAGGAUUGGACAAACGAGCGUUACGCCUACGUGAUGAAACUGCGUCAGGCGGCGCUGCGGUCUGCACGAGAGAUGUGGGCAGACUAUCUUAUGAUGAUUGACUGUGACAAUCUCCUGACCAACCGAGACGUUUUAUGGAAGUUGAUAAAGGAGAACAAGACGAUUGUGGCACCAAUGCUAGACUCUCGAGCGGCGUAUUCCAACUUUUGGUGUGGGAUGACGUCACAGGGCUACUAUAAACGAACACCUGCCUACCUCCCCAUCCGUAAACAUGUGCGAAAGGGCUGCUUUGCUGUUCCCAUGGUUCACUCAACGUUCCUGGUGGACCUACGGAAAGAAGCCUCCAGACAGCUGGCUUUUCACCCUCCACAUCCAGACUACACAUGGGCCUUUGAUGACAUCAUAGUCUUUGCUUUCUCGGCACGUAUGGCAGAGGUCCAGAUGUUCAUUUGCAACAAGGAAGAGUACGGGCAUCUCCCAGUGCCUCUUCGCACCCACAGCCCCCUGCAGGACGAGGCAGACAGCUUCCUUCAUACCCUACUAGAGGUCAAUGUACGAAACCCCCCAGUCGAGCCCUCCAGGAACCUUCCCAAACCUGUCAAGAAGCCUGACAAAAUGGGCUUCGAUGAGAUAUUUAUGGUCAACCUGAAGAAACGCGCCGACCGUCGCGAGCGCAUGCUGACGGCACUACGAGAGCAAGAGAUUGACUGCAAGACAACUGCCGCUGUUGAUGGCAAAGCUCUGAACGUCAGCGAGAUUCAAGCUAUGGGAAUCCAAAUGCUGCCUGGAUACAGCGACCCCUACCACGGCAGACCUCUCACACGAGGAGAGCUGGGCUGUUUCCUGUCACACUACAACAUCUGGAAAGAGAUUGUAGACAGAGGCCUGAAGACCUCACUGGUGCUCGAGGAUGAUUUGCGGUUUGAAAUCUUCUUCAAACGCCGCCUGCAGAAUCUGAUGCGGGAGGUUGAGAGUAACGGUUUGGACUGGGACCUCAUUUAUAUUGGGAGGAAGAGGAUGCAGGUGGACCAUCCUGAAAGAGCAGUUCCAAACAUACGCAACCUGGUGGAGGCAGACUAUUCCUACUGGACGCUGGCUUACAUGAUGUCAUUACAGGGAGCCAGAAAGCUACUCGAAGCAGAACCACUCAGAAAAAUGUUACCUGUGGAUGAGUUCCUUCCUAUUAUGUUUAAUAAGCAUCCUGUGUCAGAUUACAUGGAGCAUUUCGAGACGAGGGACCUGAAAGCGUUUUCUGCCGAGCCUUUGCUUGUGUUUCCCACACACUACACGGGUGAACCGGGGUACAUCAGCGACACAGAAACAUCCACGGUGUGGGACAAUGAGAAGGCACGCACAGACUGGGACAGAAAGCGGUCGGGGAAGACCAAAGAACAGGCUGAGAUCAGCACAGAAGCACAGAACUCUGAUGUGCUUCAGUCUCCACUGGACAGAACAGCCCGAGACGAACUCUGAAAGACAAGUCAUUAGACUGAGACAUCUCUGUUCAACUGUCUUCCUGUGGACAUGCGGAUCAUUCUACCUGCAAGUCCUAUUUGACUGACCAAAAGAUGAACCGUGUUGUUUUUAAGUUUAACCCUUGUGUGAUGUCCCGGACUGUAGGACAUGUUUUCUUUGUCACCUGUUCACCAUUGUGUCCUGCGACCCCCAAUACAUUUAUUUAUCUGAAUAAAUAAAUAAUAACAUUCGCUUUUUUAAAACUAAAAAAACAAGUUUUCUUAACAUUUGGAUUCCAGAGCUGAGCAUAUUUACAGAUGAGUGCAUUAUAAAAGUGACUUAAAAAUUUAGCAAUAUAAUAUUUUUUGUUGUUUGAUAAAAACACAAGAAUUAUAUUUUUUUCAGUCCUUGAUACAAUCCUAUUUGGCGCAGUUUCAGACUGUCAUUUGCCUUCAUAAGAUUUUCUUUGGUUUUACUCUCGGGCAAAUUUGUGAAAAUGUCAAGCAUACCAUGAAGUUUUUACCAGCGGUUUUUACUAUGGUAACAGGACAGAUUUUAACAUUUGGUGGUUCACAUACACAUGUGAGAUCUCUCUUUAAAUUUGUAAAGCAUUUGUUUUAUUUUUAGUGCAUGAUUUUUCAUACUCAGGUAAGAGCCAUUUUCAGGAUUGUCACUACAUAUUCCUCAUAAAUGGACACGUGAAAAUUAAUAUUAAGUAGCGAUUUUAUGUUCUAUAAAGAGGCAUCCCUUCUCCAUUCAUUGGGUAGUAUUGCUUCAGGAUCGUGCAUUUUAUUUGACAGAAGUUUAUCGUCACCCCAAAACCAUGUCCUUUUUUUGUCACAUCCAUAACGCAUCUUUAUUUCCCUUUUUUUCAUAGACUGACAUUUCUUGAUUUAGACUCUAUCAACAAGGGUUCAGUAAAAUAUAAACAGAUGGUUCAAUAUAAUCGUUACAAAUUCAUUCUCUCAGCAUUUUUAUGUCACGUCCAUAACGCUGGAACUGCCCUGUCAUAUCAACAAGAUGACAAUAAAAGGUCUACACACAUACCAUA